AUGAUGGCCGACAGGCUCGAGCCCUCGACUCCUGCGGUCGAUCGCACGCAAGCGCCGCCCGGGGCGGCCACGCAGGGCACGGUCACGCCAGCCACGCUCACGCCGGCCCCCGCGGCGCUGCGAACGCCCGGGACGCCGCUCGACGCGUGCAGCAUCUGCUUCGAGUCCCUGACGUGCACCCCUGCGAGGAAGCACACGCUCCGGACUUGCGGUCACAGAUUCCACAAGACGUGCAUUCGGAGGUGGGCCGAGCACAGCGCGGCGCGGAUGGGCGACGGGCAGCCCAUGUGCCCGAUGUGCCGCCAGCAGCUCCCGCUGGACGACUCGCCCUUCGAGAACAUGACGGUGGUCGCGCCGGAGGCGGUGCCGAGGUACGAGGUGAACUACCCGCCGGUGCGCUCCUCCGCCGUGAUGCACCGGGCGCACGUGAUGCGGGAGGCCGUGCGGCGCGCGAACGAGGCGAGGGCGGCGGCGGCGGCGCAGGCGAGCGCGCAGCUUGCCGCGCAGCAGGUGGCGUGA
Messenger RNA from Pedinophyceae sp. YPF-701, 519 nucleotides. The record is from the annotation of a GenBank genome assembly. NCBI's taxonomy places the organism in Eukaryota, Viridiplantae, Chlorophyta, Pedinophyceae.